UAUAGAUCUAGUCAAUCAUCGUUCCACCACAUCACUCGAUGCGAAUCCGUCAUAUCCUUCGAACACUCUACACAUUCGGCGUCACGACAUCAGCGCUCCGCUCCUCAUCGACUCACCUGCGGGGGACACGACUUCUCCAGCAAAGUCACACUACAAACAACCACCACUCCAAUUUCUACUCCAAAAGCGUCUUUAAAUCCAUGCCAUCGAUCCCAUUCCUAAGUUCAUUUUUCAGUACAUCGACUCCCGCAUCCGAGAAAAUGUCUUAUCCAGACCAGAGAUCUAACGAUGAGUGGCGUACGGUGUUGAAUAAAGAACAAUUCCGCAUCCUACGAGAAAAAGGCACUGAAGCGCCUUUCACCGGCGAGUACGAUAAACACCAACCGACCGAAGGCGUAUACACAUGCGCCGGCUGUAACGCCCCGCUAUACAAGGCGAACCACAAGUUCAAGUCCGGAUGUGGAUGGCCCGCCUAUUUCGACAGUCUGCCUGGCGCAGUCACCAGACAUACCGAUAGCAGUUUCGGCAUGGAGAGAACUGAGAUUGUCUGUUCCAAUUGCGGUGGUCAUCUCGGUCAUGUCUUCAAGGGAGAGGGAUAUCCGACCCCGACAGAUGAGAGACACUGUGUCAAUUCUAUCAGUUUGAAGUUCCACGAGAAAGAGGAUGAGGUCCAGAAGCCGGCGGGGGGUGAGGCAAAGUGACAUAUGAUAUGAUAUAAUAUAUGAUAUCUUUUUUUGAUUUGGUGGGCUGGUGAUGGUCAAGAUAUCGUGGUUGAAGAUUGAAUAUCAAUCAUGUUGCCCUUGUUUAGGUUUCGGUUCUGGAAAGGAAUCCAAAUGAUUCUUGGGCAAUUCUAGACAUAUCUUCAGCAACUGCAAUUGUUUGUUCACAAUCCGUAUCAAUAUGCACUUCCGAUAGUAUCCAAUCUACCCACCAGUCUGCCAAAUGA
This is a messenger RNA of Exophiala mesophila, 946 nucleotides long. Its product is annotated as methionine-R-sulfoxide reductase. Gene Ontology annotation, molecular function: peptide-methionine (R)-S-oxide reductase activity. Bases 39 to 701 code for a protein of 220 amino acids. NCBI's taxonomy places the organism in Eukaryota, Fungi, Ascomycota, Eurotiomycetes, Chaetothyriales, Herpotrichiellaceae. The transcript is spliced from 2 exons. Gene Ontology annotation, biological process: protein repair; response to oxidative stress. The record is from RefSeq and is a predicted model, not a curated record.